Molecule: messenger RNA, 2179 nt
Organism: Neodiprion fabricii
Lineage: Eukaryota; Metazoa; Arthropoda; Insecta; Hymenoptera; Diprionidae
Product: E3 ubiquitin-protein ligase RNF13-like
Exons: 9
Coding region: 424-1782 (452 amino acids)
Cellular component (GO): cytoplasm; nucleoplasm
Source: RefSeq, a predicted model, not a curated record
UGGCUUGUCAGCGUUAACAAAUAGCGAUGAACGCGAUUCGUCACAGUGCAAAUUACGAGUGAAUUGCUGCUGCUGCUGCUGCAAAAAUAGAAGAAUAAAAAAAAAAACAACAACACAACAUUGGACAAAUUAAUGGUGUGUGGAAUAUUCACUUGGAAUAAUGUAAACAUUCGGUACAAUUAGGCAAUCGGGCAUAUUAAUCAGUUAACCAGAUGCGAAUCAGCUAAACGUGAUCGAAGGCUCGUUCUCACAUGGCUCACAUUCGGUGUGUUUCUUCGUGGUGAAAAUGACACCCGAAUUUUCCUGGACACGUACUCAUUAGAGAACCGCAGUGAUGAUUAAUGUCUGUGAUAUGCUCAUGGAGUAAAAUAGGUGAAUAUCUCGAAUUAGAUGAAACUGUUUGCGCACUGAACUUUUGCCAGAAUGCCUCGCUGUUGCCUUAGCCACAGAGUUCAAUUAUGGCUUGCCAUAUUAACGAUAUGCGUCGCAUAUGCUGGUGCCGAUAUCCUAGUGUUUUCAACGACAGCUAAGCAUCAGAUAACUGAAUUUCGUGAUGCUCCGGCAAGAUUUGGUGGCCUCAUACCGGUAGAAGGAAUAAAGGGAAUGGUUGUGUAUGCAGACCCGCCAACAGCCUGCAAUCCAAUUGCCGAGCCACCAAAUAUUCCAAAUUAUGAUGGAAAGUGGAUUGUAUUGAUAGCCCGUUAUAAUUGUACCUUUGAAGAAAAAAUCCGUAUGGCACAAGCUGCUAAUUAUGAUGCAGCGAUCAUACACAACAUAGGUAGCAACGAAAUUGAACAGAUGUCAGCGAAAAAUCCAAGCGGCAUUGGGAUUCCCUCUGUAUUUGUUGGCGAGGAUACCGGCGCUUAUCUUCGAAGCGAAUAUCUGUACGAUCAGUACUUCAUCCUGAUUAAUGAUGAUUUACCUUUUAACAUCAACACCCGCCUUUUGCUACCCUUUGCCAUUGUCGUCGGAAUAUGUUUUCUAGUCAUGGUCAUAUUUAUGAUUGUGCAGGUAAUUAAAUGCAUCAAGGACAGAAGACGGCAACGCAGGCACAGGCUACCUAAUUCAAGCUUGAAGAAAAUCCCCACCCACAAGUAUACUAAGGGAGAUCCGUACGAGACGUGUGCCAUUUGUUUGGAAGAUUAUGCCGAAGGUGAAAAACUGAGGGUCUUACCAUGCGCCCACGCUUAUCACACGAAAUGCAUAGAUCCGUGGCUGACGAAAAAUAGACGCGUCUGUCCAGUUUGCAAGCGUAAGGUAUUUGCGACGGAUGAACGCGUCACCGACAGUGAAAGUGACACGGACGUCGAUGAUUCUACACCACUGAUCCGCGACGGGCAUCAAGGUACGCAAGGUGGCACCUUUACGCCACAACGGGAUAAUCCUUUUACAAGAGCCUCCCGAAAUCUGAACAGGAGUGGGUCGAAUAGUUCGAACAGCAGUUUGAACUCUGAGAGGCAGUUGGUCAGUGCUGACGACGGAGAGAACGGUAACAAUGGUGAAUCUUCCAGAAGUAAACUGUUUGUGGUCUCGGACAGCCAUAGUAUAAAUGGCGAACCACCGGAGCUCGAACGAUCGGCAAGCAGUACGAAGCCCCACACAGUAAAUUUAGACACUCAAGAUGUCCAUCCCGUCAUACAAAUUGUGCCUGUGAGAAAUCCCAGAAUUUUAGUUAACCCAGUCGCACCGAAUUCGGGCCAUCCGAUAAUGGUACCGACAAAUCCAUUGCCCAUACCGACAAUUCUUUCGGAGGAGCAUGAGAGGAAUGAUUACCAUGCGUAGUUAUUAAUUAUUGUUUCGAUUAAAGAGAAACCGAGAUGAAUGCCAACCGAUUCAAGGCAACCGAUGUCGUCUGCAUUUCAUCUGCAAAGCAGACUACAGGGGCGGACUUGAAUCUGUCAGAAUCCACUUCGCUUUGUAUACCUCUGGGUGGUUUGCUAAUAAUUGCUAACGUACUGUAUACAUUUGUAUAAUUAGGGUGAUCGAACUAUGAGUACCGCGGAUGUACAGAAAAGUUAUCGAUGAGAAAUUAAAUUUCCAAAAUUCGAAAAAUCUGUAACUUGAAAUGAAUAAUUAUACCUAAUGUGAAAAAUAGUAGAACAAUCACAUUUCUACAACGCGAUUGCAAUUUUACUAAAUAGCAACAAGACCGUCAUCAAUAAAACACGGUGAGGUAUUC